GGAGAGGAGGCGUUCUACCUGCCCCGCGGCGCCGUCAACACGCUCCACGUCAGCAGCACCAACACGGUGCGGCAGGUCAUCGAGGCGCUGCUCAACAAGUUCACCGUGGCCGACAACCCCGCCAAGUUCGCCCUCUACAAGCGCUGCAAGAGGGAGGAGCAAGUGUACAUCUGUAAGCUAUCAGAGGAUGAGCAGCCAUUGUUCCUGCGGUUGCUGGCGGGCCCCAACACAGACACCCUGGGCUUCGUGCUGCGAGAGCAGCAGACCGGAGAGGUCAUGUGGGACGCCUUCUCCAUCCCUGAGCUGCACAACUUCCUGCGUAUCCUGGACAAGGAGGAGCAGGACCAUUUGCGGGUCAUCACGCACCGCUACGACACCUACAAGCAGAAACUGGAAGAGGCCCUGAAGGCCGCGGGGCCGGGCUAAUUAGCCCCCCCGCCCCCCGCCACAACAGAGACAGAGAGAGGGAUGGGGAGAGAAGGAGGAAUAAGAAAAGAGACUGAUAAAUUGAGAGAGAAAUAGAGUGAGAGAGAGAGAGACUGAUGUUAGAAGAAGAGAUGUUUUAGAGAUGUUGGGUCAUGGAGUGUGACACACAAAUGGAUCAGAACGUGUGUCUGACUGUCUGUGUGUGUUUUCUGAAGUCGUUUCUCUCGCAUGGAUUGGACCGAUGAAUUCAGGGUCGUCGUGGAGACUCACUGCGGGCCUCAUCGUCACUCGGAACUCCAAUGCACCAUGGGAACUUGAAGAGGUCUCCUAGGAGACAUGGCAUGCUUUCCCAGAAUGCACCAGUGGUGCCAUAUUCACUUGUUUCUUCUCUCACACUGUUCCGGCUCUUCUCUGCCUGUCACUCUCUCCAGUAUUUUAUUAUUUUUUAUGUUUUUGUUUUUUGUUUUCUUUAUUUUUUUCAGUUACCUCUUAAAACUUGUGAAUGAGAAUAAGACUUUCUGUCUUCUUUUUUUUAUUAUUUAAUUGGUGGAUGCUAUCAGAUUGUAAAUAUUUUUGUUCCUUAUUUUAAUUUAUGUGGGUGAAGCUUAUAGUCUUUAUUUUUGUUUUUUCAUUUUUGAAAAGUCUUAUUUUACACUUUAAAACAGGCCUAGCAACAAACCAACAGAGGUGAACAGAACCGGAAUAUGAGGUAGUUGAAGGGAGGGGAGAGGGUCUGCGUAGAUGUCCCCUACAGGUGUGGCGGUCCCUCUGCCUGACUGGCUCACCUGCACAGGUGGAGGGGAACACUGCCCUCUAGAGGUGCCUCAUCGACACGUCACACAGAUCAUCAUAGUCCACUCCCUCUCCCGCCGACACAUAUACAUAUACAUACACACACACAUCAACUAUCUAUCACACACACACACACACACACACACACCCUUUGCUCCAGGUUAGGGGGUUGCUCAUCGAUGUUGUGUGCCCCAAUGCCGUCUGAGUGAAAUAGUUCAGUCUAAUAGACCCAAGCCCCCCUGCUGUAGGUAGCAUCAGAGGCCAGCCCUUCACAUCGGCUCAGUUUCGGCUCAGCUCUGGCUCAGUCCUGGCUCUCAUCCGGCUCCGAGUCGGUUGCAAGGGACGCAGUCCGUCAGUGUGUUUGGCCGGAUGUGGUGGAGAGACCGAUAACAAGCACGUGAAUGUGUAAGACUGAGAGGGGAACUGGGAGGAGAGAGAUAUAGAUGCAAAAACACAAUGUCAUAAGUGAUCUAGAAAGAAAUGGAAAGAAUGAAAGAAAAGAAAGAAAGAGAGAAUGAUGGGAAGUGAUGUGGAAGUAGAUAACGAAAGAGUAAGAGAGAGGCGGCCUGCGUCGGACCUUGUCACAUGACCUUCGUCCGCUAAACCCUCGGUGCUAGUGGAGCUACUCGAUGCUGGAAUGUGGUUUCUGUGUUCAGAUGACUGAAGAACGUUUGUGGUGCUUUACUGAGCAUAACGUGUUUGUGUAAAGCUGUGUGUGUGUGUGUGUGCGCGUGUGUGUAUGUGUGUGUGUGUGUGUGGGAGAGAGGGAGAUCAGGCUGCUCAGCAGAAUAGAAUGAAUUAUAGGAAGUUUAGAAGUUGAGGGUUUUGAGGAAGUGAGAAGCAAAGGGCUUGUUUGGCAGCGCCUGUAGGCCCCAGGACCAGAAUGACGUGGUUUAGCCCGGCAUCUCUCAUUAGGCACUCAGGGUCCCCCUCUCUCUCUCCUAACCCCUCUUCCUGUCUACCCUUCCCUUCUCUCUCUCCCUCCUUCUCUCUCCCUUCUUCUCUUCUUGUCUAUACACCCCUCUUUUGCGCUGACAUUGUCUCUUUUUAUCUUCUCUCAUUCUUUAUCUCAUUUUUGUUCUGGUUCUCUCUUUGAAUUCCCCUCUCUCUCUCUCUCUCUCUCCCACCCUCUCUUGCCCCACCUCCUGAUGGCCCUGUCUGUAGAGAGUGAUGGUCUGUAGAGGGAGUGAUAACAGCCCAUCAGACCAGUGUCUUUGUUCUGGUGGAUUUAUGUUGGUCUGGACCUUGUUUGCGUUAGAAUGAGUGCUACACAGCAUUGACGUUAAACUCUGCUUGGAAAGAGAGGUCAGUAACAAGGCCCGACGAUAGGCGCUAGGCUGGGGAUGUAGACUUGACAUUUGUAUUGCUGAAUUGGAAAGAGAGGUCUGUAACAGCCACGAUGCUAGGCGCCAAGUUAAGGAUGUAGUGUUGAUAUUAACAUUGUUAAGUGGCAAAGAAAGGUCUGUACCAGGCCUGAUGCUACGCGCUAAGCUAAGGAUGUAGCGAUAGCUUGAGGUAUGUAAGCAUUGCCAUUUACAUUGCUAAGUUGGAAAGAGAGAUCUGUCACAGGCGUGACGCUAGGCGCUAGGCUGAGGAUUGUGUUUCAGGAGACAGCGGGGGGUAUGUGGUCAUGAAACGGGAGGAAAUGAGAGCUUUGGUUCAGUUCUCGCUUGUUGUUCUCUCCACACCAGAGCAGCAGAGUCAGUCUGAACUGAGCCGAACUGGGUCGAGCUUUCCGCAGCCAGAACUCACCAGACCUCAUCCACAUGGAACCUGUUCUGGAGGUCGGUGUGUCACCGUAGGUUCCGGUCACUGUGGGUGUGUCCACCGGUUCUAGGGCGUUCCACAAACUCACACCUGCCAAAGGCUGAGCUUUGUGACUGUAAGAGUGAUUGGACAUACCAACAUUUUGGGCUGUUGGGGGCAUAGACUGUCUGAAAAACUUUUGAAGGUUUGCUCUGUUUUUUGUUUGUUUGUUGUUUUUGUUUUUCUUUACGGUCUUGCUGUUGCUGUCCUGCUCCAAAGUGCUGUAGACACUCAGCCUAUUUGCUAUGCAGAAGCUAAACGCCUGUAGCUAAAAGUGCACUUUGGAAUGGAAAAGAAAAACACAAAAAAAUCUAAAUAGACAAUCUCAACAUGGACAUUUUUAGUAGAUGCAUCCAAAGAGGCCAACUAUUAUGAACACCUCCUUGGGUGUGUGGCUGGAAUUGAUAUACAUGUGUUUUAUUUUUGUUUUUGUUUAUGUUUAUUUCUGCUUGUACUGCAUGAGGAAGUCCGGACAGGUACAGCAUAGUGAACUCUAAAGUCUUGCAUCACCUGCACUGGUGAUUUUCCUUGUAGGAUUCGAUUAGAAUGGGGCUGUAGGGACCUCUUGUGGACGACAGUUGUAAUGGCGUCUCAUUGGUCUCCUGAAUCACAAUCUCUUGGUGACAUUAGGUGAUGAACCAUUUAUUAUUUUAAUGACCUUUUAGUUACGUUAUUUUAUGUGUUUAUUUUAAUAUAUGAUAUUUUAACCAAAGAUACUAUUGAAAAGAUUAUAUACACAGCUAGAUUAAGUUAAUAUUAGAAAAUUGUUUUGCCAGGUGCAAGCAGGUCAAAGCCCUCCUUAUCAAACUGAGGCUAAUUUAGAUUGACAUUGUCUAAGGGCAUAUCAUUAAUAUAUAUAUAUAAGUAUAACCUUUAAAACACUGGGUCUGGUUCACAUCAUUUGGAAUUGCAAGUCUGUCAGUGCAGGAGUGAAGUAGUUUUUUUUUUUUGCCAAGCCAUUACUAUUGAGAUGUGGUUCAUCUAAGCCUUAGGUCUAGCAAACCAUCACGGCUAGCGCAUAUAGAACCAGUGAUCUUAAAAAGCUUUUUAUAAUGGGCACUUUAUGUUGUUUUUUUUAAUUCAGGGAUUUAUACUGUUUGGGUUCUUGUUGUCAUGUUUGGCUCAGAUUUACAAAAAUGCCUAUCUCUUUGAUGAUGAUUAUUAUUAAAAUUAUCCUUGAUAAAAACAUAUUUUAAUUGAUAAGUUUUAUCAGUAGGUUUAUUUUUCUUUAUUUUUUAAUGAAACUUGACUUUUUUUAUGGCAACAUAAUAUCCUGCUAGAUUCGUCAUUUAAAGUGAGACUGUGAAAUGUUUUCUUUUUUUGUUUUGUUUUAUGAUACUAUGAUGUGGUUCCUUAUAAAGUUUAUUGAUGUGGUUAUACUACUAAGAUAAUCUCAUACACAUAAUUGCAUGCAUUAUGUAUAAUAAUGCAUUAUCCAUGGCUGUUAAGGCAAUCGGUAGGCCAGUUAUACUGUCCAUAGGUUUGAAUCAGUAUGGAUAUAAAUUAGUUUGCUAAUGGUUCACCUUUGUCGUUAUUUUUUUUUUGCCAAAAAGAAUAAAUAGCAAAAAGCUAUCUGGAGACCGCAAAUCUGCCGCUUAAUCUUUGCCAUGAAAGAGACCACUAUUUGCAUCUUCAGCGUGUUUGAGGACUCUUGUUUGUCACAAUGUCCCAUGUUUGGCCUAUGCGCUGCGCCUCCAGCAUGUUGAUCGGUUCUAAGUACUGUCGGCUUGGUUGUUGAUGGUGCGUCGAGACGUUCUGCUUCUGUCUGGAGUGCUUGCGGCAUUCAUAUCGCUGUAUUAUUCUUUAGGAUAUCGGUGCAGAUUGAUGCAGGUUUAUUUUUGUAGGUAACUCGCUUUUAAGAUGUUACCAAAAUGUGGCCUUUUUGUGUCAGGUCAGAGUUCAUUAAAUAAAGUUGACAUUUUGCUCAAAUGUUAA
Messenger RNA from Sardina pilchardus (European sardine), 4959 nucleotides. RefSeq names its product Ras association domain family member 3 (gene rassf3). Lineage: Eukaryota; Metazoa; Chordata; Actinopteri; Clupeiformes; Clupeidae. The record is from RefSeq and is a predicted model, not a curated record. Gene Ontology annotation, biological process: signal transduction. Gene Ontology annotation, cellular component: cytoplasm.